UGCUCCCUUCCUGAGACAACUCAGGGUUAAACUGUGCCUUUACUACCUUACUUCCUGAUCGAGUUAGAUCGUCCUAACCGGGAAUCCGACUACUACGAAAGUGUGUCGUGGGCAAAUUCCUCGAGGCAGCUCCACUUUGUUACUGUCCUGCUUGUGCUCACAACCACACAUCACACCUUGCAGACUGCCAGCUGGGGUAACCUGCAUGGUCAUGCUCGCCGCAGCACACCUCCUCAAUUUUCCCACCUCUCCACAGGCCAGCGGCUCACACCUCUUCCAUUUCCUCAUCGACCUGGGCACUUCGACAAUUCGUAAACAGUCGUUUGUUGUUUCGGCAGCCCGUUGGUGACCGGUCGCUUUAAGCCAUCUUCAGGCCAACAAUGAACGUCCUUUUAUCGCCGCAGCCCCCGACCUUCCCCCUUCCGUGCGAAACCUCUCGAUUCCCACCGCCGCCUCCUGUGUCGCAAUACACCAUGGCAUCCAGGAAGCGGAAAGCCGACGACGACAACGACGAGAUGUCGCUCUCGCCAGUCAGCUCGCCGGCGACAUCCUCGCGGCAGCUUGCGAGACCGUCCAAAAAAGUCCGCGGCGGCAGCGACAUGGCGGGCCGCCCGCUCUCCCUCCCGCGACUUCUCGAGACCUUAGACAAGACACAACUUCGCACAGUCCUCCAAACCAUCUGCGAGCGGCACCCAGACAUCGGCCGGGAGGUUGUCACGAGCGCGCCUCGCCCGUCGGUCGCCUCGGCACUUCAGGUCCUGGGCGAAUACCAAGAGAAACUGCGGGCUGCCUUUCCUUUCGGCCAGUCGAGUUCCGACUACACAUAUUUCCGGGUGAAGCAACCGCUCGCCGCGCUCGUUGAUACCAUCUCGGAUUUUACGCCACAGUUCCUCCCGCCGGUGGAACAGCAGACGAACAUUUCACUACAAUACCUGGAUGCUGCGACAAAAGUUAUCCACGAACUCCCCGACUGGGAGAGCCAGCAGUAUCGACAUCACAAGGACAAUGCAUAUGACGAAAUAUCGGGUGCAUGGGCGCUGGUGAUUACCGAGGCGGCAAAGAGAGGAGGCGGAUUCGUCCUGCACACGGGCGGCUGGGAUCAGAGGAUCGUCAAACACAACCAGCAGUCGGGAGGGAAGAUGGAGCAGGCAAUGAACGCUAUGGUCACCGAGGUCCCGUGGGCAGGGAACAAUUCGAACGGGCCGACGUCGACAUCGGGGCUGUCAGAUCCGAACUCCAUCCGCAACCAGCUUAUGAACGGCACGUACGGCUCGCCUGUCCGCGUCGGCCCCUGGUAGAGCAGCCGGUUUCUUGAGACUCCUGAUAGUGGCAACUGAGUGUUGUGUUCGGGCGGCGUUACGACCUUUCAUUCUUGUUUUUUUUUCGACACAUAGGGGCAUCGGACUAGGAAGCAUAGACUCGUAUGGGCAACGGCGUUCACGUAUCCUUUUUUUUU
Messenger RNA from Parathielavia appendiculata, 1456 nucleotides. Its product is annotated as Cut8-domain-containing protein. Lineage: Eukaryota; Fungi; Ascomycota; Sordariomycetes; Sordariales; Chaetomiaceae. Gene Ontology annotation, biological process: proteasome localization; nuclear protein quality control by the ubiquitin-proteasome system. The transcript is spliced from 2 exons. Gene Ontology annotation, molecular function: proteasome binding. The record is from RefSeq and is a predicted model, not a curated record. Bases 381 to 1298 code for a protein of 305 amino acids. Gene Ontology annotation, cellular component: nucleus; nuclear membrane.